Copidosoma floridanum is the source of this 2411-nucleotide messenger RNA. RefSeq names its product fatty acyl-CoA reductase wat-like. Gene Ontology annotation, biological process: long-chain fatty-acyl-CoA metabolic process. Gene Ontology annotation, cellular component: peroxisome. NCBI's taxonomy places the organism in Eukaryota, Metazoa, Arthropoda, Insecta, Hymenoptera, Encyrtidae. Gene Ontology annotation, molecular function: alcohol-forming very long-chain fatty acyl-CoA reductase (NADP+) activity. The record is from RefSeq and is a predicted model, not a curated record.
UCGGUGGUCUUUCAAAACGUCGCGGCACCAUCCGUACAGUAGAGUUACCGUGCUUGCACACGUACACACUUAAAGCAAUAAAACCCGCGUGUGUGUCUUCAUUUCUCUGCUUUAACUUAUUACUGAGUCCAGCGUGGCAGUCCACUGCUCUGAAAGAAAGGGGAGAAAGAGCGAAAGAGCCAGCUUUGGUACAGCGGCUACCGGCCUCGUAGUGUCAGUCGUUCCCUCGCGCGCGCCGAGUCACAUACUUCAACUCCAAAGACUCGCGAUCGGGCCCUCUGUCACGAGCGCGAGCGCGCUUGUGAAAGCUUGCGAUCGUCGGAGAUAUAGAAAAAAGGAAGCAAGAUUUUUGGAUUUCCGUCGAUCGGUUGAUCGGUGAGCUUGCCGAUCAGACUCUACGGAUCGGUAACUGUUUUUUGUCCAGUAAAAGGAUGAACGGCUGAGCUUGCGAGCUUUCCCAGCUGCUUUUGGGUACUCGAGGUUCUGGCGAACGUCUCGCUCGUCGUUGCAAGUCGCGGAGUGUCUUAGACUUUUUGGCCGACGAUCCCGAGGUGGAAAAAGUCACAUACGACUCUCAAGAUGCUGCUCGACAUCGAUAUUCCACAAAAUGCCAAAUACGUAUACAAAAAACCAUCAAUCACCAGUGAGUCCAAUAACAACGACAUCACAGAGACACUCGACCUAAAUAGUCGAAUAAUCACCAGCAGAACUCCACUGCAGGAGUUUUAUGCUCAUCAAUGCAUUUUCAUUACAGGAGGAACGGGCUUUUUGGGCAAAAUACUGAUAGAAAAGCUGCUGCGAAGCUGUGCCGAUCUCGAGCGCAUCUACGUGCUGGUACGCCCGAAAAAAGAGAAAAGCAUCGACACCAGAAUGGAGGAACUGUUCAACGACCCGAUAUACAAGCGGCUCAAAGAGGAAAAUCCAAAAUUUCAUCACAAAGUCGCGGCCGUCGCUGGGGACUGCAGUCUCCAAGGCCUGGGACUUUCUACGUCUGAUAGAGAUUUGCUGACACGCGACGUGUCCGUUGUUUUUCACGUAGCCGCGACAGUACGCUUCGAUGAAAAGCUAAAGUUAGCUACGGCGAUCAACGUUCAAAGUACGUCUGACAUUCUGAGUUUGUGCAAGGACAUGCAGAAGUUGAAGGCUGCUGUACACGUUUCUACGGCAUACGCAAAUUGUAUAUCACGAGAAAUCGGCGAAAAAUUUUACGAUUAUCCCAUUAAAAAUAAGGAACUCCUUAGCCUUGUAAACUGCUUACCAGAAGAAACCGUCAAUGAAAUUUCUCCCCGAAUAAUAUCACCUUGGCCAAAUACGUAUGCAUUCACAAAAGCAAUCGCAGAAGAUCUGAUCAGAUCAAGAAACAAGAGUUUGCCUAUUGGUAUAUUUAGACCAGGUAUCGUGAUUUCUACCGCCAACGAGCCGAUGCCAGGUUGGAUCGACAAUUUUUACGGCCCAACGGGAAUAGCAGCCGGAGUAGCUACAGGAUUGCUCCGUACGAUGCACUGCGACCCCAAGAAGAACGCCAACAUCGUGCCCGUCGAUCUUACCGUAAAUGCCCUGAUCGCUAGCGCUUGGGAUAUAGCCAUGGAGACGGCUAGGCGAGAUGAGGAAAUGUUGAUUUACAAUUUUGUGUCUUCCGUUGAUGCUCCUUUCACGUGGCAGGAUUUUUUUCACACCAACAAAAGAUACGUGAACAUGUAUCCUAUGAGCACAGCUCUAUGGUAUAUAUCCUUCACAAUGAGCAAGUAUUCGUUCGUUAACACGAUAUACUCUGUUAUCCUGCAUCUGGUUCCCGCCUUCAUAAUCGACACCUUGAGCGUUUGUGUUGGACGAAAGCCAAGCCUCAUGAAAAUGUACGGAAAGAUCCACAAAUUCGCAAAUGUCAUAUCAUACUUUUGUACGCGAGAGUGGACGUUUUCUAAUGACAACGUACGAGGCAUGUGGCACCGACUUGACCCGCGAGACAGGCAAAUGUUUUACUUCACCAUGGAGAGUUUUAAUUGGGAACAGUUUUUCAGUAAUUACAUCAAGGGUAUCCGGGUUUAUUUAUUUAAAGAUAAUCUGAAAACUAUUGCUAAAAGCAAGCUCAGAUGGCAAAGAUUUUAUUACAUGCAUCAAGUUGUGAAAGGACUAGCAGCUUCGUUCGGUUUUUUGUUUUUAUGGAAAGUAUUAUCAGCAAUAUUUAUGUAAUUCAGUACAAAUGUUAAGAUUAUAAUUUUUCUCAAACUUGUAGUCAUUAAAUAACUGACGUAGACAAAAUGUUAUUGUAAAUAAUUUUCAUGUUAAUGCAACAUGAUUUUUUUACAAAAAUUAUACGUGAAUUCUUCAAUAUUAUACAUAUUUUUACUCAGUAAUCAAAGGACCACUCGUCAAAACUAAAAAUUAAAAAGGAUUCUUUUGACCAUAUAUAU